Molecule: messenger RNA, 2426 nt
Organism: Rhincodon typus (whale shark)
Lineage: Eukaryota; Metazoa; Chordata; Chondrichthyes; Orectolobiformes; Rhincodontidae
Gene: scly
Product: selenocysteine lyase
Exons: 13
Coding region: 289-1656 (455 amino acids)
Source: RefSeq, a predicted model, not a curated record
GUGGCGGGGUAGUGGAGGGAGAUAGUUCCCGGUGGACGGUCCGUCGUACAUCAACAAGAGCUGAGCCUCUCCGGGUCAGCAAGAACCUAGGGGAGUGGGUGCUCCUCUGUCAGGUUUCUUUGAGGAUUGUUCUAAGGAAGUGUCACCGGGCCCGAAACGUUAACUCUUCACACAUGCUCCCAGAUCUGCUGAGCUUUUCCAGCAAUUUUGUUUUUGUUCCUGAUUUACAGCAUCCGCUGUUCUUUCGGUUUUUCUUUGAGGAUUGUAUCGGCUGUAAAGUACUCAGCAAUGGAGAAGAAUGCUUGCACUAUAACCACUGACAGGCCUCCAGUUACUCAAAAUAAUCAGAAUGCGACAGUAACAAUAGGAAGAAAUUACUCUUCAUUUGACUGCAUUUACAUGGAUUACAAUGCCACAACGCCUGUGGAUGCUGAGGUUAUCCAAACUGUUCUUGAAGCCAUGCAGGAAGCAUGGGGGAAUCCCAGCAGUUCUUAUACUCCAGGUAAGAAAGCCAAAGAGCUGAUAGAUUGGUCAAGACAGAGUGUGGCUCAAAUGGUUCGAGGUCGGCCAGAAGAUAUCGUUUUCACCUCUGGUGGAACGGAGGCUAACAAUCUAGUCUUUCAUACGGCAAUCAAAUACUAUUGGGACCACCAGCGCCAGCUGACGUGCAGCUGUGGUAGUACGGAGACUGAUUGGAUGGCUAGGCCAUUACCUCACAUCAUUACAUCAAACAUUGAGCAUGAUUCAGUGCAACUUGUGGUGGACAAUCUGAUCAAGGAGGAGAAAGCAGAAGCUACGUUUUUACCUGUUUCCAAGACAACCGGAUGCGUUGAAGUGGAUGAUCUAAUAGCUGCUGUCAGGCCAACCACCUGCCUUGUUUCUGUUAUGCUUGCUAACAACGAGACAGGAAUUCUGAUGCCCAUUGCAAAGAUUUGUGAACGAGUGAAAUGUCUGAAUCAACAAAGAGGCCCAGAAACACCCCAAAUUUUGCUGCACACAGAUGCAGCGCAGGCAAUCGGCAAGCUGCGGGUCGAUGUGUUGGAUCUUGGUGUGGAUUAUCUCACAAUCGUAGGACACAAGUUCUACGGCCCACGGAUCGGAGCCCUGUAUGUAACAGGGCCAGGCACAAGCUCACCUUUAUACCCGAUGUUCUUUGGUGGUGGCCAAGAAAGGAAAUUCAGGCCAGGUACAGAAAACACACCAAUGAUCGCAGGACUUGGGAAGGCUGCUGAAUUGGUAGUCAGGAAUCUCGAGGCAUAUGCCAGUCAUAUGCAAGAAGUGAGGGAUUAUCUGGAAGAGAAACUGUUGAUUGUCUUUGGGAAGGAUAGACUCCAUUUCAACAGUCACUUUGAGGGCUCAGAGAGAUUGCCUAACACGUGCAACCUGUCUAUUUUGGGGCCUAACCUGCAAGGUCGGAAAGUGCUGUUACAUUGUCGAAGGCUGUUGGCUAGUGUUGGAGCUGCUUGCCAUUCAGACAAAGGCAAUAGGCCCUCACAUAUUUUGCUAAACAGUGGCAUUCCAUAUCAGGUGGCAGAGAACGCACUUCGCUUGAGUGUGGGACGUGCAACAUCAAAGGAGGAUGUAGAUGCCAUCAUAGAAGAUCUGAAGCAAGCUGUUAGUGAAAUUGAAGGGUGUGCUUCACAGUCUGGGAAGUAGGACACGGUCAUGAACUUAUCACUGCCAACAGAAAUCCAGGGAUAGAACAUAGGAAUAAUGAAAGAGGCCUGGGAUUUCUGCUAAGUUGGGAUAAUUUUUUUUCGAAGUCUUUGGAAAUUACAUUUCCAUGAUCCUUUGUGCUGGCUUUUAAAACAUCAUCCUAGAAACCUACCUCAGCAACAAAACAGUUGUACUUGUGGAUUGGAGUAAUGACCAAUGUGUAUAUGUUUUAAAAAGCAGAUAAAAUUAAGCCUGUCUAUACAAAGGAAUUAAUAGGCAAAACUUAAAUUAGUUUUUAAUUUGCCAAAGGACUGACUAUUGUGCACCAGUACAAGUAAAUGGUACUCUGCAUUUUAUGUUAUAAGUAUUUUUCAUGAUGAACUCAUUCAGUCGAAAGCAAUAAAAUAUAUAUCACUGUGAUAAAUAUUUUCUUAUCAUUUUGGACUGAAUAUGGCAACAGCCUUUGUCAAGGGACAUCUUACCUUAUUUUUCUACUCCCUCCCUAUCCCAGUCACGACUCCAGUUAUUUUUAGUCAGACUUUCUAUCUACUAAUUCUGAUGAGAGGUAAAUUGCAGUAGUUUCAAUUCAAGUCGCUUAGCAGGUAUUGAGUGUUCUUAGCAUCUGAUUCCUUCAGUGACAUUCUGACCUCUGAUUCAAAUCUAAGUAUUCACUGUUAUAGUGGCUUGGAAGUUAUGGACCAUUGUUAUUUAUAGUGACCUCUAGUCUUCAGACCAAAGUGUCCUAAAUAAAUUAUUAUUUUAAAACUGUA